Molecule: messenger RNA, 853 nt
Organism: Rhagoletis zephyria (snowberry fruit fly)
Lineage: Eukaryota; Metazoa; Arthropoda; Insecta; Diptera; Tephritidae
Product: probable uridine-cytidine kinase
Molecular function (GO): ATP binding; kinase activity
Source: RefSeq, a predicted model, not a curated record
AUGGUCAACGACAAAAAGCAGGAUUCUGGUGAUGUGGAGAAGCAGCAGCCUGGUAACAAGGACGCCGACCACCGAGGAUCUUCUUCUUCUUCGGGUGCCAAGUCGGCGGAUAUCAACAUGACGCCUUCCACUUCCCAGGAACGACCAAAGACCAUCACCGGCAACAGCAUCAGCAGCAGCACUUCCAAGCAGGUGCGCUACUCCUUUCAGAAGAAGCCUUUCGUCAUUGGCGUCGCCGGGGGAACUGCUUCUGGAAAGUCAACUGUCUGCUCCAAGAUCAUGGAAAAGCUAGGCCCACUAGAUCCCAAAAACAGCAACAACAGUUCCUCUUCAACCACAUCUACCACCACUUCCUCCUCUUCGGCGUACCUUUCUGCAAACCAGAAACGGGUCAUCUGCAUCUCUCAGGAUAGCUUCUACCGAAAGCUGAACGAGGAAGACCGUGCCAUGGUGGCCAAGGGCUUGUUUAACUUUGACCACCCGGCGGCCUUUGAUGUGCCGCUGCUGGUGCACACCCUCAACGAGGUGCUGAGCGGGAAGAUGGUCAAGGUGCCCAUCUACAACUACAUGGAGAACGAAAUAAGCAACACCGAAGAGGUGAUCUACCCGGCGGACGUUGUUCUCGUCGAAGGCCUGCUGCUCUUCUACUUUCCCGAGGUGCGGGACAUGUUUCAGAUGAAAAUCUUCGUCGACACAGACCCUGACACGCGCCUCUCGCGCAGAGUUAUGCGCGACGUGACCGAACGCAACCGAGCCCUGGACGUCGUCCUCAGUCAGUACACCACGUUCGUGAAGCCCUCCUUUGAGGAGUUUUGCCUUCCGACGAAAAAGUACGCCGACAUCAUCGUGCCGC